Molecule: messenger RNA, 5348 nt
Organism: Limanda limanda (common dab)
Lineage: Eukaryota; Metazoa; Chordata; Actinopteri; Pleuronectiformes; Pleuronectidae
Product: solute carrier organic anion transporter family member 1C1-like
Exons: 15
Coding region: 1062-3128 (688 amino acids)
Biological process (GO): transmembrane transport; sodium-independent organic anion transport
Cellular component (GO): membrane
Molecular function (GO): protein binding
Source: RefSeq, a predicted model, not a curated record
UUUAAUGUUAUAAAACUACCAACUUUUUCACCUUAAGUACCUGUUGGCAGCAAGUCAGCUCUGGAUUGAUCGCUCUCAUUUUUAUGCAAGUGGCCUGUUUCUAGAGGGUAAAGGGUCAUGUUUGUUUCAUUCGUUUCAUUUGUUUGAGGUUUAUUUGUCAUUUGUUAUUAAGAUACUGAACCCAAAAUUGCCCCUUCACCUCUACUUACCAUUUCACCAUAAAAUGAUCAUGUUAUAUGGGUAUUCGGUGUUGACAUGGUGAAAAUGUUUUUAAUACGUGUCUAUUAUCUUUAUAGGACAUUUCUCUUGUGUUGUAUCAUUAAGUAUAAAUGUAAAUCAAUGACUGAAUAUCUUGUAUACUCUUAGCAAGUCUAAUCAGGUGAGUUGAUGUGAGUUUAUCAGCCAUAGGGUCUCAGAGAGAAAGCCAUUGUUAGCAACUAUCAAUAGGACAGGAAGACUUUGAUCAGGCUUAGGAAACACCCAGUCUUACAAAAGCUGACUUUCUUCAGGAGAGGAAAGCAUUUCACUCUUUGAAAACAGCAAACUACCAGGAACAGUGGGCUUGUAAAAUAAGCUUUGACCAGCUUCACGCUGCUGCUGUUUGUUGUGCGUUCAAAAGGAUGGAUACUCUGGAGGCAUUGUGAUGUUCACAGAGGAGGAUGUACGAGUGCAAGCGAGUCGUGAUUGUCUGCGUGUGCGUUUGCGUUCAGUGAACCUCCUGAGGCUUCCGGUGCUGGUCGGACACACAUCUCCUGUUGGACGUUAGCCAACCAGUGCAGGGUGUGCGUGUGCGCGUGCCUAUGUGCUCAGUGGCUUUAGGGGUUUCAUGACUUUUUAUUGACAUGACCAACAAGUGCACAUUAGUAGCCGGGUUACUCAUUACAGGUGAUGCUGUAGUUUGUUUGUGAUAAGACUCUCGCUUUGAGAACAAAGUCCUGUCAGGUAUAACAAGCCAUCGGUUACUUCAGCACAUCCCACCCAUCCCUCUCAGGACCACUGCUGCUGCUCAGGCCUCUCAGAGUUGUGUUUUCUGCCUCCUCGCAUCUAUCGAGAACAGCAUCAUGAGUGUAGAGUCCAAAAAAACACGUGAGGCCUGCUGCUCCAAGCUCAAGCUCUUCCUAGCCUCGCUUGCAUUUGUGUAUUUUGCCAAAGCCUUUUGUGGAGCCUACAUGAAGAGCUCCAUCACUCAGAUUGAGAGACGCUUCGACAUCCCGAGCUCCCUCAUCGGGGUUAUCGAUGGCAGCUUUGAAAUGGGCAACCUGUUGGUCAUAGCCGUUGUGAGCUACUUCGGUGCGAAGCUCCAUCGUCCACGGCUGAUCGGUAUCGGCUGUCUGAUCAUGGCUGCUGGAUCUUUCCUCAUCGCCAUGCCCCACUUCUUCCAGGGAUUGUAUAAAUAUGAGACAAGUAUGACUCACAGCAAAGACAUAAACAGCACCGAGAACAUCCUGCCCUGCUUGUCCAACCACAGCAUCCCUGAAGCAGAUGAGACGGUUGAUUUAGGGCCUCAAGCAGCUUGUGAGAAGGCAGCUGGCUCGUCCAUGUGGAUCUACAUUUUCCUGGGAAACAUGCUGCGGGGGAUUGGCGAGACUCCCAUCAUGCCUCUGGGUGUGUCCUACCUGGAUGAUUUCUCCAGAGAGGAGAACACUCCUUUCUAUUUGGCUUGUAUCCACACAGUGGGAAUCUUAGGACCUAUGUUUGGGUACAUGCUUGGCUCCUUCCUGGCAAAGAUCUAUGUAGACAUUGGAUCUGUGGAUUUAGACAGCAUCAGCAUUAACCACAAGGACUCCCGCUGGGUGGGGGCCUGGUGGCUGGGCUUCAUAGUGACCGGCAUCGUGCUGCUGCUGUCCAGUAUCCCAUUCUGGUUCCUGCCCAAGUCUCUGCCCAAGCAGGGCCAGGAGGAGAGUCAGAGUAAGAGUACCGAGCUGGCCACAGUGGGAGAGCAGGAGAAAUUCCUGGCAGAGGAAAACCAGGAGCAGGACGAGAAAGAGAAGCCGGUCUCGUUCCACGAGAUGGCUAAAGAUUUCAUACCGUCUCUGAGACGACUCUUCAGGAACAGCAUCUACGUACUGAUGAUCCUAACGCACCUCGUGGCCGUCAAUGGCUUCAUGGGCCUCAUCACCUUCAAGCCCAAGUACUUGGAGCAAGUCUUUGGCCAAUCCGCCUCCAGGGCCACUUUCCUCAUAGGUAUCCUGAACCUGCCGGCUGUAGCCAUGGGCAUCAUCACCGGAGGGUUUGUGUUGAAACGCUUCAAGCUGGGCAUCGUCGGAGCAGCCAGGGUGUCCAUUACUGCCACCAUGGUGUCCUUCUGUCUGCUUUCCAUGCAGGUCUUCAUGCACUGUGGACAAGCAGACGUGGCUGGUCUCACUGUCUCAUAUCAGGGGGCUCCUCAGGUGUCACACGACCAUCAGACUUUGCUGUCGCAGUGCAAUGUGGGCUGCUCCUGCUCGGUGAAGCACUGGGACCCGGUGUGUGCCUACAACGGGAUGACGUACACCUCGCCAUGCCUGGCCGGCUGCCAGACCUCCACUGGCAUUGGCAGGGACAUGAUGUUUCAUAACUGUAGCUGUGUCGAAGACAAGAUGACAUCAGCUGUGAACAUGUCUGCAGUGCUGGGCCAGUGCCCCAGGAGAAGUGACUGUGACGGCAUGUUUAAAAUCUACAUGGCUCUGUCUGUGAUUGGAUCCUUCAUCUCUGCAUGCGGGGCAACGCCAGGAUAUAUAGUGCUGCUCAGAUCCAUACAGCAAGACCUGAAAUCCCUGGCAUUGGGAAUGCAGACACUGAUCGUAAGAAGUCUGGGUGGGAUCCCUCCUCCUAUUUACUUCGGGGCACUCAUCGACCGAACCUGUCUGAAGUGGGGUACCAAGCAGUGUGGAGGUCGAGGAGCUUGUAGGCUCUAUGAUGCUAACGCCUUUAGGGUGACAUACAUGGGCUUGAUAAAUGGACUCUACUUCCUGUCCAACAUGCUGUGGGUGGGUCUCUACCUCCGAAUUGUCAAGCGACAGAAGAAGUUAGCGUUGAGGAAUCAGGCUAAAGAGAACGGACUAGAGGCGAACGGACAGGUCAACGGACACGCCACCAUCAGCAUCGCCAAAGACAAAGAGGACGCAGACAAGGAGAGCACCAUUUAAGCUGGUAUGACAUCAAACCAUAAUACAGUUGAAUGACACAUGCAGUAUUUCCCAUUACUUAACUACUGUGCUGCACCCGGACUGGACCAGAUGCAGUAAUGGUACAGUGUCAGAAUUGUAUACCUCUUUUUCUAUGUAGUAUGUGUAUAGAUGCUGUAUUCAUACAUGCAGUAUAUGCUCAGUAUAGUGUAUGUACAGUACAUUGUUUUAAAUACUAGUUCAAGACAAAAGUGUUGUUAUGAGUUACUGACAAAGUAUUUUUGAAUAUACGGCCGACACUUUGUGGGAUUAUGGAUCCCUCUGCUUUGUCUUCAAUGAACUAUACUAUAAUGAAGACACUGAGGGUGGUUGAGGGAAUCAUGUGUGAUAGUUUAGUAAAAGCGUCCAGUUUAGACAAGAUGAGUAAAUGAAGCGGCUUAAAUUCACAAGGAUCACUAUAAGAGGCAGAUAUUUGAUUUCCCAUACAGAUGAUUAUUUUUGUUUUAAGAAAAAAACAUCACUUACUGUACAUUCAGUUAUUAUAGAUGGUACAUGUACCCAUCAGAGUAAGUGAAGUCUGUGAUUGCUGAAGAACGAUCCAGUCCUUGAAGGCAACACAAAAAUGAAAUAUAUUUAGUUUAUUAUUAAAGAAUAUUGACCAGAUGUGUAAUACUUGAACAAGGAGGAGGAGAUCCAGACACAUCUUUUUAAAUCACCAUUUUAUAUUUACAGCUCAAUCCCACUUUAGUCGGUACCCAUAUAUGGGUCACCUAAAAACGAAUACUUCUGCUGGAGGAUUAAGACAAAUGCAACUACAGACUGCCAUUUGUUAGCUCAGCUCAGCUUAGCACACAGAGGCUCAACACUGGUUAGUUUGUUUAGUCUGCUCAAAAAGUCAAUUGUAAAAACUUUGUUCAUGUCGUAGAAUGUAUGUAACGUGUUGAAUAGGGAGCGUCAGACUUGUGAUGUACAAUGUACACAACUCGACCAGUAGGGAAGUAAGAAAUCACUCAUAGUGGAUGGAUGGUGGGUUAUCUUUGUAAUUAAUUGAAAAAAUUAGGUUUAAAAAUAUCUAGUUGUGUUUUCCAAACUACUUUUCUAUGGAUAUUAGCUGAGUCCCCUGUGAUAGCUUUGGCCUCUGGAAAAAAAGGACAUGAUGUUUGGUGGGAUUUAUUAAUUCAGAGAAAUCUGCUUUAUUGGCAUUAAGGUUAAAAACAAUAAUAGCAAUUUUAUUUAAACUCAUAUUAAAUAAUGUCAGACUUAAAUUGCAAUCCCAAUGAACACCUUAUCUCAGGAUGAACAGUUCAGUUUGUUUGUCUCCACUUUGAACAGCUCACCUUUUUUACAAAUAUUCAUUUAUUUGCCCUCUACACCACAUUCCCGAAGUCUGUAACAGAAUCCCUCAUGAAAAUGUACCCGGAAACUUUGCUAAAAUGAAUAAAACAUAAGGAUAGAUCGGUGUACAUGUCUGGUAAAAAUUUGAAGGGUGGAUACAUUGUCGUUGGUACAGUGUUUAAGGAGGAAGCCAAGUUGAUUUAUUCUCAAAAUGUUCUUUGUAAAGGAAAUCUGACAUUCUUCUAAAAAGCACAGACACACACACACACACAUAUACUCAUAUAAAUGGAGGAAUUGAGUCCAUUGCACCAGAUGUCAGGAGGAUUAUUCUGACUGUAACACAACAUUGAUCAACUCGGGCACUGAACCCUGUAUUUACAUUUUUCUAAUCAAUACAGGCACUGAAAUAUAUUUCAAAUCUUUCAGGAAAUGUUGGCUCAACCUUUUCCUUAGUUUAAACUCACUCAUACUAUAUUUUCCUAAAGGUUUUGAAUAAACCAUAUGGAAUCAUCUUCAUGAAUCGUUGUGCAUAUUUGAGAUGCCUAUUAUGGGAUGUCCUGUCACACACUUCUUGUUACAUCACAUCAUUUAACACAAAAACAAGAGGUCAACAUUCACACAAUCCUCUGAGUCUCCGCUGUUUGUUUUGGAAAGUUCACUAAAGUUUGCACAGUGGUCUAAGAGCCGGUGCAUUGUCGCUCUGCUACUGUAAGUUUUAACUCUGUUAGACACUGACCGUAUAGUUGUAGAGAAACCAAUUUAUAUGUACUAUUAACAACUGUUAAUACGAAAAAAUGCAUAUUGUUGUAUUUUUGUUUCAUCUUCAUCUUUGCAUUUUUACAAUUUUAUUGAUUGUCCUUGAAAAUAUAUGUAAGCCAAAUAUUCACAAUAAACCGUUUUUAUGCA